AUGCCAAUGCGAGUGGUGGUCGCACUCUACACAUACGAUCCCACUACGAUGUCACCAAAUGUGGAUGCGGUGCAGGAGGAACUCCCAUUUCAAGAGGGACAAAUCAUAAAGAUCUUUGGUGAGUGUGAUCCCGAUGGAUUCUACCUUGGUGAAUGCAACGGCCUACGUGGAUUAGUACCUUCCAACAUGGUUUCCAAACCGGAAAACGAAGCAUCUCGUCGAGCAGUUAACAAAGCAUUGGCGGAUAAAAGUGCGGGCAAUAUUGGGAACAGACUGGAAACCGGCACAAUACCUCCCGGUCAGCGUAGUAAACCAAGAAGCACUGAGUCAAUGAACCCAAGACGUCACCGAAUCCCUGCACUACCAGAUGACCCAGUCGAAUACAUGGAAACAAAUCAACAAACACAUUCAGCGCUGUUCACCGACGCCACAGAAUGCGGACCGCCAUGCCGAGCGCGUAUAAGGCGAUCAGCCGACCAACCUCUGGUGGGCCACAGGGCGACAGUGAAUGGUCAGUCAAGGUUGCAAUUUGGUUCAGUGCCUACGGCACGGCAUGAAUCCGCACAACGGCCAUCAUCCAGUCGUUCCCGCCCUAACGAUUCGGCAAAACAACAGGGAAUUGGAUGGAGGCAACACAUGAACUUAGAAAAGCGACCCAUGCUUGCUGUUUACGAUUAUGAUCCAAGCGUCCUCAGUCCGAACGCAGAUGCUGAUGAGAUGGAACUAUCGUUUCGCACCGGUGAUAUGAUCAAUGUCUACGGUGGGAUGGACGAGGACGGAUUCUAUUACGGUGAGACUGAAGAUGGAAGAAGGGGGCUGGUCCCGUCAAACUUCCUACGAGAAAUCGCCGAGAGCACGGAUGAACGACACACACUGCCAGAUAGCAGAGAGAACAGAAGCUAUUUGAACAUGGACCAAACCAGGGCCAGCGGUUUUAGUGGUCGUUACAAUAGUCAAGGUGCAAGUUCGAUAGAGGAGGACGGACAGAGCCGGAAUGAAAACGUCCAACAUCAUCGCACGAGCGUUUCCAGUUCCUAAACGCAAUCGGUCAUCGUCGAUGAUCCGUUACGGAAGAACGAGUGGUGACGAAAGAUGCACCAGCAGAAAGUAACCGCGUUGGCACAAAACAGAUUUUGUGACUAUGAUGCAGAAAAGCAAAUUCUUAUUUUUGUAUUCGAACCAGAAAACGGCGGCAUUGAAGAAAAAUGGCGACGCCAGAUUCAGAC
This is a messenger RNA of Dicrocoelium dendriticum, 1226 nucleotides long. The record is from the annotation of a GenBank genome assembly. NCBI's taxonomy places the organism in Eukaryota, Metazoa, Platyhelminthes, Trematoda, Plagiorchiida, Dicrocoeliidae.